AUGAUUGAAUUGGGCUAUGGACACCGUGAAUCAACUUUCAAAACAACUCGUAACUGGAUGGCAUCAGUAGACGAAUCUACCUUUUCAUGCUUGGCUCGUCGCAGGGAGGAUAAUGGAGAUACUCAACGAGAACUAAUCACCAGCGGGUUGAUUCUCGAGCAAUUUCUUGAAGCCACCUCCAAUUCAAGCACCUCCUGCGGUGACGUUCCUGAUGGCUCGGCCAGUAGAUGUGUCUUACCCUCCUCCAUUGCGCGUUACCUGCUAGAGAUAAUCAAGGAGAAAGCGGGUUUUCGGCACUCCCUCACAAGCCUCCUGCCUACAGAGAUACAAGAGUCCACUCAAUGCUACGUUGGAUACGAAUUUCGUCAUCGAAAAGUGCGCUGUCGCAGCUGUGAGCCACAGAGCAAGGGCCCUCAGCUGGGAAAUCCCACUCUCUCCUCUUUUCUGUUUGAACGUCUCAUAAUGAGUCGGCAGGAGCAACAGCGAUGCCCCAUUUCCCCACCGCGAAAACGCCUUUCGCUAUCAGACUCAGAAAUAUGCUACGCAAAAGACUUAGCAGGAUCCACAGAGCACGAGCCUGUGAAUUGCAAUAAUACCAAAUCAUCCCAAAAAAGUUCAGUUGAGAGCUCUUUGAAGACUGUUGAAGUGGCUGCUUCUCCAGAAGAACCGAAAACUACUCCAGUUUUCGUUGCAAAGGAGGAGAUAACGGGGACAGAGGAGGUAGUCAAUGAAGCUACUUCGUUAGACUCCCCACCAGUUUCAAAGGAAUCAGAGGCAACUUUGUUUGAGGCUCUGCCAACGGAAGUUCCAAAGACCUCCAAAAAAAAGACCGUGAGAUUUGCAGAUGAUAUCGGUGAUGCACUGUUCCAGGAAAGAGUGAUCAUAGACACAGCUCUUCCGCCAACCCUGCAUCUAGAACGGCCAUUCUCAUUUGACGAUGAUUUUCGGGAUAUGGGCGAUCUAGACGAUUCUUUGCGGGGAGUUGUAAGACCUGUAUUCAAAGCGUUGGGUCCGAAGCAUAACAGCCUGCCAGACAUCAUGAAAGUUCCUCCACCACUCCCGAAGCUUCACCACUCUAACAGCUCUAGUGGAACUCUCACUCUCAGCGCUCUAAAGUCCCCACCCAGUCUAACCUCACCAACCAACGGUGCUGCCAAUUGGCGUCUCACGUUUGCUCAACCUGCUGCCCAGUAUUUGGCCUUUCGUCAGCGCCUAGAAUCCAACUACGUGUCUCUUGAAAAUGUCUCCAUGGCAAACCAAAAGGGUGGCAACGACAACCUCUACCUCUACGGUACUAUCAAGGUGAAGAAUAUCACUUUUGAGAAACACGUCAAACUUCGUGUCACUUUCGAUCGGUGGGCUAGUUACAAGGAUUACCCAGCUGUUCACAAUGCUCAACUUUCUGGCAGCAGUGGCAACCCUCCCUAUGACACAUUUAUGUUCAACUUCAGUAUUGAGGUUUCCAAAAUGCCUGAACCUCGGGAGCUUCAAUUCGCGGUUUGCUUCCAGGCCGGACCGAACGGAAGUAAUGGAGAGUAUUGGGAUAACAAUGACGGCUGCAAUUACGUGGUGGUGGAGGAGGCCGUUCUGAUGCCGUCGCAGCUACUGGGAAAUGAGGAGUUUUUUCGCAACCGCCCAUCGAGGGGUACGGGGGAGAGCCCUAUGCGGACUGCGGUGGGUGGUACUGAACGCUCUCCUUUCUACUCCAGUCCGCCUGUCACCGUCUACACACAGGACUACCGGCCAAACUUCAAUGACUUCUCCUCCCUCACAUGCUACUCAUCUUGGCAACACUACGCCUCCGAGUCAAUGUACUACUAG
Messenger RNA from Echinococcus granulosus, 1821 nucleotides. Its product is annotated as Protein phosphatase 1 regulatory subunit 3B-B. Bases 1 to 1821 code for a protein of 606 amino acids. NCBI's taxonomy places the organism in Eukaryota, Metazoa, Platyhelminthes, Cestoda, Cyclophyllidea, Taeniidae. Gene Ontology annotation, biological process: regulation of glycogen biosynthetic process. The record is from RefSeq and is a predicted model, not a curated record. The transcript is spliced from 2 exons. Gene Ontology annotation, cellular component: protein phosphatase type 1 complex. Gene Ontology annotation, molecular function: glycogen binding; protein phosphatase 1 binding.